UUAUAAAAAGCUGUAACAUAAAAAUCGACUUAAAUUUUGCUGAAUUUUUUCGGCAAUGUCGCCGAACGCUCGAAAUUAUAAAAAAAAUAUGAUAUAUAUCCAGACAACAUAUAUUUAUUUGUGAUAUAUCUCAUGUUCCCUUUUUUCCCGAAAAUCGUAACUAUAUAAAGCGAAGAAUAUGGUACAGUCAGACUAUUUACAGUCGAUGACUUGUAUGACAAACUUGAUUCUUGUACUAAUCGUAAUAAUUUUAUUAUCGUCGUCAUCAACGAUUCACGGCGAUUAUGUCUCGAUGUCUGACAUCAUGCCAGAAGCGAUUAUUCGCCCAUGGUAAAAGAGAAAAUUACAUGUCUGCAACAAAAAAUUUGCGAUCAAAAUAUGGCAGCGAACGACAAGAUAGAAUGAUAUCAACAGGGAAGAGACGGCAAAGUUUAACAUUAGCUACUGCGUGGGGAGAACCAUACCUGGGUAAAAGUGUACUGCAACAAGCGACGCCGGUAAGGAAGUUUCAUCCCGAAACCCAUUUUAAAAUGGCAGUAAAAAGUCAAGGAAAUGUAGCGGUAAAGACUGACGAUUCACGCGUAGACGUUCAAAACAGGAGGAGAUCUAGUCAAGCAGCUACAUUGUCUACAGAAAAUGUGUCGAGGUGUCCAUUUCACGCCGUAUUUGGUCAGAAACGUGCUGCUUAUGGCGAACACGACUUAUCCGCAGCACAACAUGUAAACAGUCGCGGAGAUGUGAUCUCGCAGCCGGCAGACUCUUCGUCCGAGACAAUUGUCACUUCCAUGAAACAACUUAUAACAACAUAUCACGACACGAAGAGAAAUGGGAGAAAACGGCUCCUAAAUUUUCUCAAAAACUUUAGCAAAACUGACUACGGCACGACGGUGUCAUCAAACACGAGAGCGUAUUCUGACAUACCUGGCCCGCGCGGUUUACCGUUGCUUGGGUCCGUUCUCGAUUACACCUUUCUGGGACCAUUUUCACCGCGACAGUUUCACAAGGCUCUUCUUUCUCGUCAUUCAAAAUUUGGAAAAAUUUUUCGAGAGAAGUUCUUGUCGGAAGAGUUUGUUUAUAUCUCAGAUCCAAGCGAUGUAGAAGUUUUAAUACACAAUGAAGGUGCGGCACCAUGUCGUCCACACAUAGACGCCAUCGUUGAAAGCAGAAAACAAGGUGGUUAUCCGGUCGGAAUUACCGCUCUACAAGGAGAGGAAUGGGGUAAACUUCGAGGAGCAGUAAACUCGGCUGUCAUGAGACCAAAUAUUGUCCGAACAUAUUUACCCGCCCAAAAAAAAGUUGCUGAUGAUUUCAUCGACUUCAUACAAACAGAAAAAUCGACAAAAACAGGAGAAAUAAAAGAUUUUGAAGUUUGGUUGAAUAGAUGGGCGCUCGAAUCAGUGGCAGUGAUCUUGCUUGAUACAAGGCUCGGAUUGAUAACCAAAGACGGGGAAAAGAAAGCUGAUCCAGUGGCAGAGAGAUUACGAAAAGCCAUGGAUAUAUUUUUUGAUUACGGUGCCAGAUUAACAUUCAGCGCCCCUGUAUGGAAAUUGUGGAAAACAAGAGAUUGGAAGAUUUUUUGUCAGUCCCAAAAAGAUGAAUUUGAAGCUGCAGGCCAUUAUGUAGAUAAGAAACUAAAAGAAAUAGAAAGCUCAAAAAAUUGUCAAUCGACAUCUACGACAUCUUCCAAUCCUUCAAAGGCUCUUAGUUUCUUGGAGCAUUUACUGGAAAAAUCUGACUUAAAACGCGACGAAUCUUUAACAUUAUGUCUUGAACUGUUGGCCGGAGGAAUCGACACCAGUUCAAAUGCUGUAACGUUCACACUUUAUGAACUUUCCCGAAACAAAAAUUGUCAAGAAAAACUUCGACAGCUCAUCUUUGAAGAUGAGAAGAAUGGACUUUCCGGUACAAAUACAAAAAGCGCAAGGUACUUGAGAGCUUGUGUUGUAGAAGCGUUGCGUCUUCAUCCGUUAACCUACGUCAACAUGCGUAAAACAAAUCGGGAUAUUGUCCUCUCAGGGUAUCAAAUACCAUCUGGCACAACUGUUCGAUAUACGCCACAUCUCAUGCAUCUGAAGACUGAGGACUAUUUUCCAAAAGCGGAAGAAUACAUUCCAGAUCGUUGGGCUGAUCGAGCAUCAUCUGAGAGAUGUAAGAAGCAGUUUGUAUUCACGCCAUUUGGUCAUGGUGCAAGACAAUGUCCUGGUCGCAGAAUUGCUGAACAAGAGUUUGAUUUGCUGAUUCGAGGUAUUCUGCAAAACUUUCGGGUCGAAUAUCAUCACGAAGACAUGGGAGUUCAAGUUCGUUUAUUCAACUGCGCUGACAAGCCUGCUAAAUUUUCGUUCAUUUCACUCAAUGAAAAUUGAAGUAUUCUGACAUUAUGACAAGUUCAUCACGAUCAUCGAAACAGAAUGUUCAUAAAAAACAUGUUCACGAUACCGGGGAACGACUUUUUGACCUAUUUUCCAACUAUGUUUGCCAUGCUAUGCUACUUUUUCAUUGAUAUGUGCAUAAUUUUCUGCAGAACGUACGAGGUAUCAAUCUAUGAACUUCUUUUUUAAUUUUACGAAUUUAAUUUUACGAUUAAAGGCAGCAGGUAUAUUGUUUCAAACCAGCUUGCUGUGGUUCUGAGGUACGCCUAAAUUCAUGUUAUUAGUUUUGUUUACUCAAUUUUAACGGUAUUAUCGUUUUGCCUGUGGUUACUGUAUUGCGUCGUUUCUUCAAUUCACUGCUUCUUUAUGUUACGCAUUAUAUUUGCCUUUUUUAGUAUUUAUUCUCGUUUUUUAAAUGUUUUAACUUAUUCAUAAAAUAAUUUAUUUCUUUUUACUUUUAUGCAAUUUAUUGAAAUUAAAUAUUAUGAAAAAUAAACACGCAAUUCUGGCUUUUUUGGAAAUAAUGAGCUGAAUUCAUGAUUAGAUAAUUUCUUGAAAACCUAGAGAACUGGAAAUCGCUUGUUUGGGUUGUCAUAUCGUAUUAUUAACUUAUAGAUAUAUAUCAUUUAGCAAAAAAUGCGUAAUUUCGCAACUAUAUUUCGCACGAUUGAUUUCACUUUGCAACCAAUAUUUCCGACCUCACCUACUUUUGAUAAACAAGUGUACAUAACCAAAACCUGUGACACAUUGUCGUUACGUAUUUGCACAGGUUUUUCUGAUUGAAAAAUAUCUACGAUAAACCCACUAUAACGUAUACUUCUUGGUGAAAACAUAUUUAUUUGGACUGGAAAAACAAGACUGAAUCACUCCAUUUUGCAAACACUUCUUGACUCAGAGUGCGUUUGUUAAAUUUAAAAAAAACUAAGUCAUAAGCAUGGAAUUUAUGUUUGGCCUAACAGCUCAAAUGCAUGUAUCACACGGUGAAAAAUAUUGCGUUGGAUUUUAGUGAUCGAGGGAAUAUAGAAAUGGAAAGUCGAUGAAAUUUCACUAUCGAACCAAUACUAAUAAAUCAUUUAAUGGAAACAAA
Messenger RNA from Styela clava, 3456 nucleotides. Its product is annotated as cytochrome P450 CYP12A2-like. The record is from RefSeq and is a predicted model, not a curated record. NCBI's taxonomy places the organism in Eukaryota, Metazoa, Chordata, Ascidiacea, Stolidobranchia, Styelidae. Gene Ontology annotation, molecular function: monooxygenase activity; iron ion binding; heme binding.